AUGCCGCCAGCCGGGCUCCGCGGGGCCGCGCCGCUCGCCGCGGUCGCGCUCCUGGUGCUGGGGGCGCCCCUGGCUCUGGCUGGCGAGGACUGCCUGUGGUACUUGGACCGGAAUGGCUCCUGGCAUCCGGGCUUCAACUGUGAGUUCUUCACCUUCUGCUGCGGGACCUGCUACCAGCGGUACUGUUGCCGGGACCUGAGCCUGCUCAUCACCGAGAGGCAGCAGAAGCACUGCCUGGCCUUCAGUCCCAAGACCAUAGCGGGCAUCGCCUCGGCCGUGAUCCUCUUUGUGGCCGUGGUCGCCACCACCAUCUGCUGCUUCCUCUGCUCCUGCUGCUACCUCUACCGCCGGCGCCAGCAGCUGCAGAGCCCGUUUGAAGGCCAGGAGAUCCCCAUGACAGGCGUCCCUGUGCAGCCAGUGUACCCAUACCCCCAGGACCCCAAAGCCGGCCCUGCACCCCCACAGCCUGGCUUCAUGUACCCACCCAGCGGUCCUGCACCCCAGUAUCCACUCUACCCGGCGGGACCCCCCGUCUACAACCCUGCAGCUCCUCCCCCGUACGUGCCACCCCAGCCCUCCUACCCUGGAGCCUGA
Molecule: messenger RNA, 594 nt
Organism: Rangifer tarandus platyrhynchus (Svalbard reindeer)
Lineage: Eukaryota; Metazoa; Chordata; Mammalia; Artiodactyla; Cervidae
Source: the annotation of a GenBank genome assembly